AUGCGUUUCGUUCUUUUUCCUCUGCUUUGGUCUCUGGUAGUGGACGACCUACUGAGACUCCUAACUGAAGCAGGAUAUCAUGCAAUUGGUUACGCAGAUGAUAUUUUGUUAAUCGUUCGUGGUCUCCACCUUGAUGUAAUACUCGAGGUGGCUCAAAAGGCAUUAAACCAGGUAGAUAAAUGGUGUAAGAAGGUGGGUUUAUUUGGUAACCCUGGGAAAACAGAAGCUGUUAUCUAUACUAGGCGAUACAAGUGGAAAGCCUCGCGUUCACUUGUGCUGUCUGGGAAAGAGCUUCAACUUACAGAGCAGGCAAAAUAUCUAGGGGUAAUACUGGAUAGCAAGCUGGUCUGGAAAAAGCAUUUAGAGGAGAAAUCUAAGAAACUUACGGUUGCUCUUUGGCAAUGUAGAAGGGCCAUUGGUGGUAGCUGGGGUCUUAUACCGGAUACACUAUUGUGGAUCUAUGAAGCGAUUCUGCUCCCUAGGCUGACCUAUGCUUGUGUGGUCUGGUGGGGUAGAGUUGAAUUAAAAACAUCACAAACAGAAUUGGAGAAGGUAAGGGGGAUGGUCCUGAGAGGCAUGACGGGUGCGGUGUGCACAACGCCCACUGCUGCCCUUGGUGCUCUCCUGGGGCUGAAACCCUUACACCUUACAAUUAAAGCAGCGGUGGCUAAGGCUGCCUUAAGACUUUGCGGUUCUAAGGGCUGCAGAGAAGUGGGCAGAUGGCGUCUCCCUAAGAAUCUAGUGAGGAGGCCUCUUCUCAAUAUGAUCAGAGACAAGAUCGUCCCUUUGUACCUUUUUGAUAAAAAGUACAAGAUUAACAUACCUACCAGAGAGGAUUGGAUAAAUCGAUUGGCUACCAAUCCGGUUAAUGGUGAUGUCUGGUAUACAGAUGGAUCUAAAAGCGGGAAUGGGGUCGGUGCAGGAAUCUAUCACGUAAAAUCUCAAGGGGGCCACUCGUACAAGUUAGGGCCCACUGUUACUGUGUUACAAGCCGAAAUUAUGGCGAUAUUCUAUGGUGCUGUUGAGGCUCAAGAAAGUUGUCACGAUAAAAAUAUUUUUAUCCUUUCGGAUAGCAAUGCAGCAAAUUUCUCUUUGAAACGAUAUGUAACAACAUCACAGCUGGUUGGUGAUUGCCAUGAGGCUCUUAACAGAUUAGCUGGAAUUAACCGCGUUACCCUCUUUUGGGUUCCUGGUCACAGUGGAUUCAUUUGCAACGAUAAAGCGGAUAAACUAGCCAAAACAGGUGCUAGGGAACAAUUUAUUGGGCCUGACCCUCCUGUUGGUGUCUCUGGAAAAUGCUUGGCCCUGGAAUUUAACCAGUGGCUGGCAGUAGAGCAUCAAAGGGAGUGGCAGGCAACUAAGGGCUGUAGGCAGGCCAAAAUACUCUUAGGAACUAAUAUUAAUCUCAAGAGGAAAGCGGAAUUCCGCAAACUUAAUAGAAAAGAGGCAAAAAUCAUAACAGGGCUGUUGACCGGUCAUGGUGAUUUGCGCUAUCAUAGGCAUAAAAUGGGGAUUGUAGAUGAUCCUAAAUGCCGUAAGCGUGGAGAGGAAAAUAAAACUUCGAUACACAUCAUGUGCCAUUGUCCUGCUCUCGUGCAGGAGCGUGAACACAUUACGGGCUACUUCUUUCUUGGAGAAGCCGUUAUUGCCACCAGGAGCCUGGCCGAAGUCCUUUUGUUGUGGAAGGGAUUUCGGAUGUAG
Molecule: messenger RNA, 1701 nt
Organism: Leptopilina heterotoma
Lineage: Eukaryota; Metazoa; Arthropoda; Insecta; Hymenoptera; Figitidae
Exons: 1
Coding region: 1-1701 (566 amino acids)
Molecular function (GO): nucleic acid binding; RNA-DNA hybrid ribonuclease activity
Source: RefSeq, a predicted model, not a curated record